This is a messenger RNA of Acanthopagrus latus (yellowfin seabream), 5331 nucleotides long. It is a transcript of the gene cacnb2a, whose product is annotated as calcium channel, voltage-dependent, beta 2a. The transcript is spliced from 13 exons. Gene Ontology annotation, biological process: calcium ion transmembrane transport; regulation of voltage-gated calcium channel activity; chemical synaptic transmission. The record is from RefSeq and is a predicted model, not a curated record. Lineage: Eukaryota; Metazoa; Chordata; Actinopteri; Spariformes; Sparidae. Gene Ontology annotation, molecular function: protein binding; high voltage-gated calcium channel activity. Gene Ontology annotation, cellular component: voltage-gated calcium channel complex. The coding region runs from base 641 to 2626 and encodes 661 amino acids.
UGACAGGCUGAGACACAGAGCGUGAGAAGGAGGGAGCUUGCAGCACCUGAGAGGCAGCAGCUUCAUUAGCAUCAGGAGGAGAGUCAGUCACAGGCAGCCUCACCAGGACGCGUGUAGAUAAACUGCUACAGCGGAGGAGGAGAACGAGGCUGGAGCCAAAUCUUGAAUGAGGGGAUGAGAAGCAUCACUGCCACCUGAUUCAUACUGGGAGUCAGCCUCAGCACCUGCAGCGGCAGUCUGAGCACUCCGGCUAUCAAGGAGACUGGGGCAGACGGGGAGAGAGCUGCUGAGAUUAUGCGCGGGGCAGAGAGCUCCUGUGGAUUCCCCAUCUUUGGCAACGGCAGGAGCAGCAGGAGCUGUGGCUGUACAGAUAGCAGCAGAGCUAGCUGGAGCUGCAACAAAACAAGGAGCGCUCACUCCAAAUCUAUUUAUUUAUCCAGAGAUGAAGGUAGCAUUCACAGCCAAGGUGUAACUGGAACCAGCUGCCGAUGCUGCCACAGUGUUGAAUGUACCUGUAGCCAGAGCAGCGAUGGUCGCUGCAGCGCUGGUGUAAAGGUGACCACAGCAGUGCAGUUAGGUGUAGCUGUAGCAGCAGCAGGGGGGAGCAGUGGCUCAGGACACUGAAUGACCAGUGUGGCUGAUGAAGGCCACCUGGAUCCGCUUGCUGAAACGAGCCAAGGGAGGUCGCGUCAAGAGCUCUGAUGCCUGUGGUUCGGCCGACUCCUACACCAGCCGUCCAUCAGACUCCGAUGUGUCCUUGGAGGAGGAUAAGGAGGCAGUGCGCAGAGAGGCAGAGCGACAGGCUCAGGCACAGCUCGACAAGGCCAAGACCAAACCAGUUGCAUUUGCUGUUCGCACAAAUGUCAACUACAGCCCGAGUCACGAUGAUGAUGUCCCCGUGCCGGGCAUGGCCAUCUCCUUUGAGGCUAAAGACUUCCUCCACGUCAAAGAGAAAUUUAACAACGACUGGUGGAUAGGACGCCUGGUGAAGGAAGGCUGUGAAAUCGGUUUCAUCCCCAGUCCUGUGAAGAUUGAAAACACUCGUAUCCUCCAGGAGCAAAGAGCCAAACAGGGCAAGUUCCACUCCAGUAAAUUGGGAGCAAACUCAUCUUCUAGUUUAGGUGAAGUGGUUCCUAACUCAAGGAAAUCUACUCCUCCUUCGUCUGCUAAGCAGAAGCAGAAGUCGACGGAACACAUUCCUCCGUACGACGUUGUGCCUUCCAUGCGGCCCGUGGUUCUGGUGGGACCGUCACUGAAGGGCUACGAGGUGACCGACAUGAUGCAAAAAGCACUGUUUGACUUUCUGAAACACAGAUUCGAGGGAAGAAUAUCAAUCACCCGUGUCACGGCCGACAUCUCUCUUGCCAAACGCUCGGUCUUGAACAAUCCCAGCAAGCACGCCAUCAUCGAACGCUCCAACACGCGCUCAAACUUGGCUGAAGUCCAGAGUGAGAUCGAGCGAAUCUUCGAAUUGGCUCGGACGUUACAACUGGUGGUUCUGGACGCCGACACCAUCAACCACCCGUCACAGCUGGGGAAGACGUCCCUCGCACCCAUCAUCGUCUACGUCAAGAUCACCUCUCCCAAGGUGCUGCAGAGACUCAUCAAGUCCAGAGGCAAGUCUCAGGCCAAACACCUCAAUGUCCAGAUGGUGGCCGCAGACAAGCUGGCUCAGUGCCCUCCUGAGAUGUUUGACAUCAUCCUAGAUGAGAACCAGCUGGAGGAUGCAUGUGAGCAUAUGGCUGAUUACCUGGAGGCCUACUGGAAAAGCACUCACCCCACCAGCUGCAACCCGCCCAACCCACUGGUAACGAAGCCCACGGCCGCCCUGCCCUCCAGCCCGGCCCCGGUCUCCGGCGUGCAGGGCGGCAGUGCAGAGCAGAGAGGAGACAAAGCAUUAGUGGAGAGGAAGGGCUCCAGAGAGGAUCACCAGCACCACCAUCACCACCACCACCACCAUCACCAACAGAGCCAGGACCAGCCUGAUGCCGACGCAGAGGCCGAAGGGGAGGGCAAUGAGGAGGAGAGGCCUCUGAGGACGGAGUCUUCCAGGAGAGCCCAGCACAUCCACCACCGCUCGUCUUCCACCAGGACUGAGCACCACAACCACCAUCACCACCAUCACCACCACACCAGUCGAGCCCGGGGCCUCUCCCGGCAGGAGACUUUGGACUCGGAGACCCCCGAGAGCAGAGAGAGCCGAGAGAGCAAGGACUCGGCUUAUAUCGAGCCACGCACUCAGCUCCUCCACCAGGAGGAAGAGGAGGAGGAAGAGGAGGAGGACGAGGAGGAGGACGAGGACGAGGAUGUUGGGGAGGGGCACCCCCAGCAGCAACAGCGUUACGAGCCACUGCCCCACCGGGACCACAACCACCAUCACCACCACCACCAUCACCGCACAGGGGCGGACGAGGCCGGCCACAGCACGGGACACCACCGCUCAAAGGAGCGCGAGCAGGACCAUAAUGAACGGAACAAGCAGCGCUCCCACCACCACCGGCCAACACGUGACCACCACCAUCACUACUACGACCGGGACAGAGACAGGGACCGAGAGGGGGAGGUGGCUCCCAAAAAGAGGGGAGACGCUGGGGAAUGGGCCAGAGACUCCUACAUUCACCAGUGACAGACCAAGUCCCUCCUGAAGCUCAUUUGGACCCGUUCUGUUGUCCCAUCGUGCUGCUAUACCCUGAGACACAGCAUCCUAUUUAUGUACACUUCCUUUGUAAAUGCUGUUGCAUCUUUUUCAAUGGCAGGAUUUUGAUUACAUAGAUACAAAUAUAAAUAUAUAAAUAUAUGUAUGUGUGUAUCUAUGCAUAGACGUUGUUUAUGUGUGGAUAUGCAUGAAUAUUCUUAAAUAUGCAUAUUUUAAACCUGUGUUUGAUAAAGCAUGACACAAAAGCAGAAUUUUUUUCUGUACUGAGCUGUGCUUUCUGUGACUAGCAUUUAAGAUUUUUUUAUUAUUUUAAUUUUUGGGAUUAUUUUUUGCUUGCUACCACUUGAAUGAUGUGUUCCCUCAGACUACUGCUAGGGUUGACUGCAACGGUUGACUAACCAAGUUAGUUUGAUGCUGUAAUUGCAGAGGUCUUUUGUUCAGAAGAAUCGUUUGACAAUUUGUGAAAAUGAUUUACCGUACUUGCUGUCUUGCUGAGAGUUGGGUGCCAGUUUAUUAGGUAGCUGAAAGCUCCUGCUAAUGCAACAGCAACACAAUAAAUGCUACAUUCAUUAAGGUUAAAAUCAGGGCUGCAACCAAGUAUAACUUUCAUUAGUUUCAUUACUACCCUUUAUAACAAUAAGGGUAGUCUAAAUAACAAAAACCCCUUCCAGUUUUUACGCAAUACACUAUCAACAUCACACACUACGCCCUACGAACUGACCAGAAAAGUGAAUCACAACUUAACCCACAUGAUUUAUUGCAGGACUUCUGUAUUAGACUGGAUUAAUUUUAGCUAGCUGUACCUAAUAAACUGGCAACUGAGUGUAGACGAGAAGAUCAAUGGCUCUCAUAGCUGUAAGGUAAAUAUGAAGGCACAGCUAGCAGCCAGCUAGCUUAGCUUAGCUUGAAAAAAGAUAGUUUGACUGUCCUGAAGUACAAAUAAAUAAAUAAAUAAAUAAAUCUACCAGCACUAAUUAACACUUUAUAUCUAAUUUGUAUACUUUGUACAAAAAACAAAAUCUUAAGAGGACAAGUUGUGGUUUUACUAAGAGGCUCAAGUUAAGCUAACAAGCUGCUAAUGCAAGCAUUAGAUUCAUAUUUAAGAGAUAGGAAAAUGGUCUCAGUCUUCUCUGAAUUGGUUGAAAAGUAGUCUAAAAACUGGUGUAUGAAGGGGACCUUAGGUUUAGCUAACUUAAGCUAACUGGCUGCUAAUACUAACUGUAGCUUAUUUUUUAACCCUGCUUGGAAAGACCAGCAUAGAUCUUGAUAGUGACCAGUCACUAGCAAGACCAGCAUAUGUUUUGGUGCUGGUCUGUGCUGGUUUUUCCAGCAGGGUUAAAAAUGUAUUUUUAAGCUGAUUGUGGUUUUACAAUGGGGCUAAAGUUUAGCUAACUUAAGAUAACUGGUUGCUAAUGCUAGCUGCUGCUUCAUUUUUAGCAGACUGUUAUGAAAGUGGUCUCGAUCUGUCAAUAGCUAUCCUAAGAUGACCGGCUGCUAAUGGUAGCUGUUGCUUCCUGAUUAACGGACACACACAAAAGUGGUCUUUCCUACCUCAGCAAGAAAACUAGUACGUGUACUUCCCAAAGUGUCUGACUCCUCACUCAGUUUUACGUUCAUCAUUUAUUGCUUAGUUCCUUUUUGAAAUCUGCGUCCAUGGUUUUUAAACAUUGGGUUUUAUGCCUCCUUCGAGGUGCACCUUAGUCUUGCCUUACAAGACAAACAACUUCUACAAUAACUUCCUCUCUUACAUGCAGUACUGUUCUCUUUGUAUGGGUCCAGAAACAUUUUAUAACAUUGAUACACCCUUUAUUCUGCACUUUUACUGAUUCACAUUGGUUUUAAGUGACAGCGAUUUGAUAUGACAUUACAACUUACCAUACAUCGACUACCAAAACUCCAUUGAGGUUUCAUCUUUUAUUAAGUCUGACCCCCCUUUUCUAAUGAAUGUUGUUUAAUUCCCCACUUUGACUCCCACUUCGUAGUAUAAAGGACAUUUAAUUUUAGGAGCUCUUCAGUAUGUUCCUCACAAAAAAUUAAUGCAAAACCAACUCAAAAAAUGUAUAAUGUUUACCAGAUAAAUAUGUUUUCUGUCUUUUACCGUUUAUUCACUCCCCUAACUUGGAUCUAUUUAAGGCAAACUGAUGGUGUUUGGUGGUUUAAAAGCCUCCCAUUCCUUCAUAGGUUGAAUCAACUCAUAUUUUCAUGAAAAGGCUAUGGAAGCCCUUUUCUGCCAGUGAAAGAAAAAAUAAAUGACUACUAAGCUUGAUUAAAAAAAACUCCCAUGAUUAGUCAUAACUGUAACUGAGAUAAAUCAAAAUUAUAAAAAUAAAACAAGUCAAUAAAUUGUUGAAUUUUGACUUUUUCCCAUCAUAAUUAUGACUUACCACAGGAUUUUUUUUUUCAAGGCUAAGUUUUAAUACGUUUCCAUUUUACUGGCAGAAGAGGUCCUCCAUAGUAUUAAUUCAUGACACUGAAAAUCUGAAUUGAGCCCCUGUUUACAAAACCACCAACCCUGUCCCUUCACUUUGUUGUUUUUGCCUGAGAAUUGUAAUUAUAUAUACAUAAAAAAACUACUCCAUUUCUAUGCUACAUUGGUAGCAUUACAGAUUUUCUAACAGUGUACAUGUGUAUGUACAUACUGCAUAAAUAUAAAGAAUAAAGUUGGAAACAAAGGA